Molecule: messenger RNA, 1008 nt
Organism: Haplochromis burtoni (Burton's mouthbrooder)
Lineage: Eukaryota; Metazoa; Chordata; Actinopteri; Cichliformes; Cichlidae
Gene: mtif3
Product: mitochondrial translational initiation factor 3
Exons: 4
Coding region: 119-979 (286 amino acids)
Biological process (GO): mitochondrial translational initiation; ribosome disassembly
Cellular component (GO): mitochondrion
Molecular function (GO): translation initiation factor activity; ribosome binding
Source: RefSeq, a predicted model, not a curated record
AGGGCAGUAUAGGAGUUAUUUGAGACAAAGUAAACGAAGAAGUGCAUGGCGGAAGGAGUUACAGUAGUCACCCUGAUGCGGAGAGCAAUAAUAAACGGCACUGACACGAGCUUAGGAUAUGUCUGCAGGCUGUGUAAGAUGGGUGCUAAGCCAUGCAGUGAGAACGGUGUGUGGUGGGAGUCCCGUGUAUACGCCACCAGCCUUAAGAUUUACAAUAUGCAGCAAAAGAUGUAAUAUCAUCGCUGCCUCUUGGAGACAGUCUGCUUUCUCCACUGAAGUACACAAUACAGAACAAACUCCAGCCACGCCAAAGAAGAAAAAGCAAGAUCCCCGAGCAAAUGCCUCGAUCAGCAGCAUCGGCCGUAGGAUCCCUGAGCGUCAGAUACAGGUGAUAAGUGCAGCUGGUGAGAACCUGGGCGUCAUGCACCGUGCAGACGUCAUCAGAAUGAUGGAUGAGGAGGGUCUCAAGUUAGUGCUACUCAGUGAGCACAAAGACCCACCAGUCUACCAGCUGAUGAGCGGCAAACAGAUCCACGAGGAGCAACUAAAAAUGCGGGAGAAGAAGAAAGCGAAAGCAGUUCCUGUGCAGGUGAAGGAGCUCAGCUUUUCAGGUGGCAUAGCGUCUCAUGACCUCACCACAAAGCUGAAGCAGGUGGAGAGCUGGCUGGAAAAGAAACACCAUGUGAAGAUCACUCUGCGGGCAGUACGUCGUGAAUCUGCAGUUAACCUGGAUGCCACUCUGGAGCAAAUCGUGGAACAAAUAGAAGUAAUGGUGGGAUUUGUCUCAAGGCCAAAAGUGAUACGUGAUGGCCAAGCAGCCGUGUGCAUCCUCCGACCGCCUUCAGCAAAGGAACUGUCACAAAAAGGAAAGAACAAGGCUGCAGAAGCACAGCCUGCCAACUCCACUUCAGAGGCCGCUCAGAGUGAAACGUCUCCUGUUGGCAGCACGGACACAACACAAGGGUCCACACAGCACUGAUGUGACAGAAAUAAAACUUUUUCACAAAA